Messenger RNA from Balaenoptera acutorostrata (minke whale), 3732 nucleotides. RefSeq names its product FHF complex subunit HOOK interacting protein 1A (gene FHIP1A). The coding region runs from base 595 to 3732 and encodes 1045 amino acids. The transcript has 13 exons. The record is from RefSeq and is a predicted model, not a curated record. NCBI's taxonomy places the organism in Eukaryota, Metazoa, Chordata, Mammalia, Artiodactyla, Balaenopteridae.
UCGGACCCCGCCCGCGCUCCCCCGAAGGCGCGGGUUGGGGGGCGGGGGAGCCCAGGAGCGGCGCGGCUCUGCCACCGGCUGACGCACCGUCGGAAAGUUGCGCUCGGACCUUCUCCCACCUCGUACUUUCUUCCCGGGGCGCCUCUGUAGAGUUGGAGCUGGGGGGGGAGGACCCGGGCCGAGGCGUGAGCAGAGCGGACUGUCCCGGUCUCGGCGAGGAGCCCGCUCCCCCUUACUCGCGGUGCCCAGCGCGGUGGUGGCACAAACUUUCUGGACUGUCCCCGGACAGUCCUGGCGAGUCCCGCUCCGGGCCGGGAGGAGGAGGCGCGACCGCUGACAGAUUUUGGAAGUCUUCUUCUGGGAGUUGCCAGCAGUGCCAAGUGUUGGAGAAAUCUUUUCUGCCCCUCUGAUAGAGUGAAGUGAGCAAACGCAACCUAGCAGAAGGCUGGUGAAGAGAACACUCACAGGUUUCGAAGGUGACAAUGAAAUGUGAAGAAGUUACAUUUCUACUGUGAUACUUGAAAGUUAGUGACUGCUUACCAAAUUUUCAUGAAAAUUAAAUAUGACUUAGAAGCAUUUGGUUUAUGAAGGCUUAUGAUGUCAUCGGUUGCGACAGAAGGCAAACUCCGGCAGGCUGUGAGCUUGCAGGGAGUUGACCCAGAAACAUGCAUGAUUGUAUUUAAAAACCACUGGGCGCAGGUUGUGAAAAUCUUAGAGAAGCAUGACCCCUUGAAGAACACCCAGGCAAAAUAUGGGGUCAUCCCUCCAGAUGAGGCCAGUGCUGUGCAGAACUAUGUAGAACACAUGCUCUUUUUGCUGAUUGAAGAGCAAGCCAGGGAUGCUGCCAUGGGGCCAAUCCUGGAAUUUGUGGUCUCUGAGAACAUCAUGGAGAAACUCUUCCUUUGGAGUCUGAGACGGGAAUUUACUGAUGAGACUAAAAUGGAGCAGCUAAAGAUGUAUGAGAUGUUGAUCACCCAGUCCCACCAGCCUCUGCUGCACCACAAGCCCAUCCUGAAGCCCCUGAUGAUGUUGCUGAGCUCUUGUUCAGGAACAACCACCCCCACUGUGGAGGGGAAGCUGGUGGUCCUGCUCAAUCAGCUCUGUUCCAUUCUUGCCAAAGAUCCAUCCAUCCUGGAACUCUUCUUCCACACUAGCGAGGACCAAGGGGCUGCCAACUUCCUCAUCUUCUCCCUUCUGAUUCCCUUCAUUCACCGGGAGGGGACUGUAGGCCAGCAGGCCCGGGAUGCUUUGCUCUUCAUCAUGUCUCUGUCUGCUGAGAACAGCAUGGUGGCCCAUCACAUCGUGGAGAACACCUACUUUUGUCCAGUGCUUGCAACCGGACUCAGUGGUCUCUACUCUUCCCUGCCUACCAAGCUGGAAGAGAAAGAUGAGGAAUGGCACUGCCUUCUGAAGGACGACUGGCUCCUGCUCCCUCCCCUGGUCCAGUUCAUGAACUCCCUUGAGUUCUGCAACGCCGUCAUUCAGGUGGCUCACCCCUUGAUUCGUAAUCAGCUUGUCAAUUAUAUUUACAAUGGAUUCUUGGUACCAGUCUUGGCUCCAGCUCUCCAUAAGGUGACUGUGGAGGAGGUCAUGACCACAACUGCGUAUCUGGACCUUUUUCUGCGUAGCAUCUCCGAGCCAGCACUACUUGAGAUCUUCCUCCGUUUUAUCCUGUUGCACCAGCAUGAGAACGUCCACAUCCUAGAUACUCUCACGAGCCGAAUCAACACCCCAUUUCGGCUUUGUGUGGUGUCCCUGGCAUUAUUUAGAACUCUCAUCGGUUUACACUGUGAAGAUGUGAUGUUACAACUAAUUCUAAGGUAUCUGAUCCCUUGCAAUCACAUGAUGCUGAGUCAGAGGUGGGCUGUGAAGGAGAGAGACUGUUACUCUGUUUCUGCGGCCAAGCUGCUCGCCCUGACCCCCGUCUGCUGCUCCAGCGGGAUCACCCUGACGCUUGGGAACCAAGAGAGGGAUUAUAUUCUCUGGUCAAAGUGCACGCAUGAUAGUCCAGGGCCCUCAGAGCAGCCGCCCACAGAGGCGUUCUCGCCGUCGGCCUGCAUCGUGGAGUACGGCAGAGCCUUGGACAUCAGCUACCUGCAGUACCUCUGGGAGGCCCACACCAACAUCCUCCGCUGCAUAAGGGAUUGCCACGUGUGGUCCGCUCUAUACGAUGGAGACUCCCCCGACCCCGAGGCGCUUUGCCCGGCUCUGCUGGGCCCGCCCGAGGAGAGGGCUCCCAGCGCCACCUGCCCUGUGCUUAGGCUCCCGCAGCAGGUCCCCGGGACGACGGGGCCCCAGCUGGCUCCCGGAAAGGAGAAGAGCCACACGGAGCUGGAGUGGGACGACAGCUACGACGCCGGGAUCUCCUCGGGGGUGGGCAGGGGCUGCCCUGGGCCGUAUGAGGAUGCAGAGAACUCGGGCCCCCCGGCCCCCGUGGAUCCUCCCAGACACAUCCAGGAGAUGAAGAAGAACGCCAUCCUGCUCUUCAAAGGGGCCUACAUCGAAGAGUCCGACUUCCAGGACGACGUGAUGGUGUACAGGUUGUGUGCUGAGAAGGAUGCUGAGGACAGCAGCGGUUCACGGGAGGACGCCGCGAGGCCCCCAACCCAAGCCCAGACCCAGGUCCAGGGUCCCCCCGUGAGCAACGGCCCCCUGCCCGGCCCUCAGCCAGAGACAGAUUCAGAGGAGGAACAUGGUAGGGACGAUUCGGAUGUGUUUCACGGUGUGUCCAAGGAACCAGGAGGAGAGAACGAGCCUGAAGUCACCCUAGAAUCAAGCCCCGAGUUAGCGGCCCCCGCCCCCGAGGCAGAGCACGGCGCACGCCUGACAGUGACUAACCCCGAGGGUGAAGAUUUCAUUGCCCAGUGUGACCAAAUCAUUAAAGAACUGGAUUCCAGCACCGAGGGCUUGAUGGAGCAGAAUUUCUCCUCACCUGAUCCCUUGCUUCUUACAAAGGAGCCGGAAGAGGAGGAAGAUGAGAGCAAAGGAGAAGAGGAGGCGGGGAAGAAGGAAGCAGAAGGGGAGGAGGAUGACUUUGACCCUUUCGUAGCUGAGGCUUCUGCCGCAGAGACCCAGCCGUCCCCGUUCGGAGCGAGAGAUGAGGCUGCCUUUGCCCGUCACCGUCCCGCGAGGACUCAGAGCACCCCGUUCACAGGCCCGUUCAUCAGUGUGGUCCUGUCCAAGCUGGAGAACAUGCUGGAGAACUCGCUGCACGUGAAUUUGCUGCUCAUCGGCAUCGUCACGCAGCUGGCCAGCUACCCGCAGCCCCUCUUGCGCUCCUUCCUGCUCAACACCAACAUGGUCUUCCAGCCCAGCGUGCGCUCCCUCUACCAGGUCCUCGCGUCUGUGAAGAACAAGAUUGAGCAGUUCGCCUCUGUGGAGACAGACUUCCCGGGCCUCCUCAUCCAAGCCCAGCAGUACCUGCUCUUCCGCGUGGACCUGUCCGACCCGAGCCCUGAGGCACCCACCAAAGUUUCAGAUCCCGUUCAGGACGCCUCCAGGACAGGGAGCGGCAGGAGUUUCCUGGAUGGCCCCCCCCGAGUGCUUCAGCCCUUCCUGACGAACAGAGCCAAGGCGGCCGGGGCGCCCCCGAGCCUGCCCCCGCCCGUGCGGGACGCCAUGCUGGCGGCCGCCCUCUUCCCCGAGUUCCUGAAGGAGCUGGCUGCCUUGGCCCAGGAACACUCCAUCCUCUGCUGCAAGAUCCCGGGCGACUCGGAUGACAGCCACUGUUAG